AUGAAUCCUCCAAGCCAAGAAAAGGCCGAGUCAUGGCGCAUCAACGAAGAAGCGCCAGCGUCUGAACUAAGAGCCUUAACCGAAGAUGGCCUCCCCUGCUACGACCCGGUAAAGGUGAAGAGGACGCUGAGGAAGGUGGAUCUGCGCCUGCUGCCCAUGCUUACGGCACUGUACCUCCUGGCCUUCCUGGACAGGGGAAACAUUGGCAAUGCCAAGGUGGCCGGGAUGAAUGCGGAGCUGGGGUUGACGGGGACUCAGUAUAACAUUGUCCUUUCGCUCUUCUUCAUUCCCUACACGCUGUUUGACGUACCGAGCAACAUCGCUUUGAAGUUCAUGCGGCCGUCUAGGUGGAUCUCUUUCCUCGUCACGUCAUGGGGUGUUAUCAUGGCCUGCCAUGCCGGUACCAGGGGCUUCGGAAGCCUUGCCGCAACCAGAACAGUCAUGGGAAUAUUCGAGGCGGGCUUCUUCCCCGCAGCAUCGUAUCUCUUGGGGGAGUGGUACUGUCGAUUCGAGUUGCAGUGGCGUCUAUCCAUCUUCUUCUCGGCAGCGUCCCUGGCUGGCGCCUUUUCCGGUCUCCUCGCAUCCGGCCUGCAGCAGAUGGAUGGCAUGAGGGGCAUCGGCGGAUGGCGCUGGAUCUUCAUAGUCGAGGGCGCUGUGACGAUCCUAGUCGGCCUUCUGGUCUUGCUGGUCUUGCCGGAUUAUCCUGCGACAUGCACAUUUCUCUCCGACGACGAGAAGUCCAUAAUCCGCGCCCGGCUGGAGCAGAACUCAGGAACUGCCGCCGGACGUGUACAGACAGACGACGAGUAUCGGUGGAAGACGAUCAGAUCCGCCUUGGUGGAUUGGAAGAUCUGGUUUACCGUCUUCAUCUACUGGGGCCACAUCAUCACCAUUAACGGUUUCACAUUUACUGCGCCAACCAUCAUCCUCGAGCUGGGAUAUACUUCGACGCAAGCUCAGCUACUCACCGUUCCCGUUUAUGCGCUGGGGGUCUUGAGCACCCUGGUAACAUCGUGGUUUGCGGAUAAAUGUCACAAGAGAUGGCCCUUCAUUGUCGGGCCAUAUGCUCUCGCAUUAUGUGGCUUCGUAGGGCUAAUGGCGAUACCGCAUCCCUCUCUCCCCGGGUUGACAUAUGCAUUUCUAUUCGCCAUCCCAGCAGGCGCCCAUCCUUCCGUCAUCACUCUCGUCUCGUGGAUCUCGAACAAUCUCGCGCCGUCAUGGAAACGGGCGAUGGGACUUGCCAUCAGCAUCAUGGUGGGGAACUUGGGCGGCCUGGUGGGCUCGAACAUCUAUCUUGAGCGGGAGGCUCCGACAUAUUGGACAGGGUACGGUGUUUCGGCUGCUUGCUUGGUCAAUGCUAUAAUAUGCACUUUUGUUCUGCGCUACGUGUAUGCGAGGGAGAAUGCGAAGAGGGAAAAGAUGUCGGAGGCAGAGAUACGGGAAAGGUAUACGGAGGAGGAACUUCUUGAGAUGGGCGAUCGCUCGCCACUCUACCGCUACGUUAUCUAG
Messenger RNA from Geosmithia morbida, 1509 nucleotides. RefSeq names its product Major Facilitator Superfamily. Gene Ontology annotation, biological process: transmembrane transport. The transcript has 5 exons. Bases 1 to 1509 code for a protein of 502 amino acids. Lineage: Eukaryota; Fungi; Ascomycota; Sordariomycetes; Hypocreales; Bionectriaceae. Gene Ontology annotation, molecular function: transmembrane transporter activity. The record is from RefSeq and is a predicted model, not a curated record. Gene Ontology annotation, cellular component: membrane.